Molecule: messenger RNA, 681 nt
Organism: Suillus bovinus
Lineage: Eukaryota; Fungi; Basidiomycota; Agaricomycetes; Boletales; Suillaceae
Exons: 2
Coding region: 1-681 (226 amino acids)
Biological process (GO): regulation of DNA-templated transcription
Molecular function (GO): transcription coregulator activity
Source: RefSeq, a predicted model, not a curated record
AUGCCUGCACCAAAGGGAGCACAAAGCAGACCCAGCUCAACCAUCCCUCCUCCCACUGUAGGCACAGCCACAAGGAACUCAGUCAAAAUGCCUCUACCUCAAAACAAUAUCAAAUUGUUGCCCAAUGCAGUGAACGACUACAACUCCGCAGAGAAGUUCCUUGCAAAAAACCUUCUUAGCCUUCUUGAUGAACCCUACACUAUUGCUCAUCAUUCCAUCUGCAAGACAGCCAAUGAGAUAGCAAGGCAAUUGACGGACACACUUACUCCCCAUAUCAUUGACCAUGUUGUGAGGGCCAUUGCACCACAAAUGGCAAAGCUGCUAACCACUUCUGAUCAACUUUCUGACACCCUGGAGUGUGCUGAGGCAGUACGCAAAGCAUUGGUAAAUGACAGAGACGAAAUGGACGACAGCCUACAAAUUUCAGCCGACCAAAUUGAAACAGCAGCCGACGAGCUCCAUACAUCAGUAGCAGAAUGCCAGAACACCAUUGAACUUCUCUCCCCAUCCCUGGACACCACUCAAGACUGCCUCAACAACCUAUCAACCCAACUACUCUCCCAAUCCAUGCCCCCAUCUGAUGAUAUGAACACUGUGGAACCCGCAUUCAACCACCGCCAAUCUUAUAGUUCUAUCGUCGCAACUAACAUGCCUCCAUCAGUAGACAAGGCUAUAGAAUGA